Messenger RNA from Racocetra persica, 263 nucleotides. NCBI's taxonomy places the organism in Eukaryota, Fungi, Glomeromycota, Glomeromycetes, Diversisporales, Gigasporaceae. The record is from the annotation of a GenBank genome assembly.
UGAAUGAAUUGAGUAAAAAUGGAAAAAUGAUGAUACAUAAAGGGCAGACUCAAAUAUAUCCAAAAAAUGAUUUGUCAGAUAUAUGUCAUAGUUUGGGCUUAUCAACUGAGAAAAACAAAGUGGACCUCGUGCAGAAGUUAAAGGAUUACCAAGUAAAAGGUUCCCGUAAAAGAAAUGUAGAAAAAGAAAAAUUCUCAAAUGAUGGUUUACAAAUAAGUAUUGAUAAUGAGUCAGUAGUAUCUGACAAUUAUACAGAAAUGAUG